AUGCCAGCUGCUGUGACAUUUAGGUCUGAAUCCUUUGCAGAAACCUUCGCUGAUAGAGGACCAGUGACAUCAGGAGGGCGAUGGACCUGUCUUACUAGCUGCAGUGUGUCCUGGCUCAGACACUGUCACCCUCAAAGGGACCUUCCAACAUUCCAUCCAUCCAGACCAUGGGUCCCUCAAGGAUGGCUCUUACCGACGCUAUUGCUCCUAGUGACCAGUAUCCCAGCGGAAGCCAGCCUGGAGAUUGAUUAUACCCCGGUCCUCACCAGGAAGCCUUUGGAAGGGAGCAUCACCAGCUCUACCUUUACCCUAGAUCAACCCAAUGGCCAAUUCAACAGCCCCGACCUCAGUGACACUGAUGAUAUAUGGCUUGUGGUUGCCUUUAGCAAUGCUAUCAACAACUUCACGGCUCCCCAGUCACCCCAAGGCAUACCCCACGCUUCGACAUUCCUGGAGAAAAAAUACUACAUGACUAUCCAGGCCAGUCGAGCACUGUACUCCAAUGAGACAAAUGCCCAAGAUAUCCGCAUCCUCAGGGUGGGUAAUGAGACCAGCUGCACUGUGAACACCUGCAAUGCACCUCUGCCAGGCCCUGGUCCUUACAGGGUGAAGUUCUUGGUGAUGAAUGAUAACGGCCCAGUGGCAGAGACGAAGUGGUCCGAGGACAUCACGCUGAUAGAACCGGAGGAGGUCUCUGAGUCCCGUGCCCCCAAGAGCGCAGGUACCAUUGUCAUCAUAGUAAUCCUGUCCAUACUACUCAGCCUCCUGUUCCUUGCUCUUGUGGCCCUGCUUGUCUAUACAUGCUUUGACAUUUGUGGGACCCAGGAGAUCUCCAGGCCAGAGGAGUGCGUUCAAGUGAGGAGAUACAAUACGCACCACACCUACAGCACGCCUGAGGCUGGCAGAAGCUGA
This is a messenger RNA of Vombatus ursinus (common wombat), 912 nucleotides long. It is a transcript of the gene UPK3BL2, whose product is annotated as uroplakin 3B like 2. The record is from RefSeq and is a predicted model, not a curated record. Lineage: Eukaryota; Metazoa; Chordata; Mammalia; Diprotodontia; Vombatidae.